Acomys russatus (golden spiny mouse) is the source of this 3516-nucleotide messenger RNA. RefSeq names its product proline rich transmembrane protein 4 (gene Prrt4). Lineage: Eukaryota; Metazoa; Chordata; Mammalia; Rodentia; Muridae. The record is from RefSeq and is a predicted model, not a curated record.
GAGAGCGCUGCGGGUCAAAGAACCGGCCAGGGACGGAACGGGAGCUUCGGGUGGGCAAGGCUGCGAUCGCCCAACAAGCCGAGGGGGAGUCGGGGGCUCUUAGCUCGAGUUCCGGCUUUGGGAGCAACGGAGAGCAGGCUAGACUCGCCGUGCCUUGCUCAGCUGGAGCCCACUGAGACACGGCGCCCCUUCUCCCGGGAGUUGGCCCCCGGGACUCGCGGGAGCGCAAGAAGCAGGACCCUUGCAAAGUGCUGAAGAAGUGAGCCCCUGCCCACCCAGGCUGCUGAGCCAGGGAGCCAUGGCAGGCCAUGGCUGCCUGGAGCUGGGGUUGUUCUGCUGGGUCUUGCUAGCUGUACCUGUGGGUCCCCAGCCUGCUUCCUCCGCAGUGCCACAGGCCCCUCUUACUACCCUGACCCCACCACCUCAGAGUGAGGCCUCUAUGCUGUCUCUCAACCUGGGACUUAACUUUAAAUUCCAUCUUCGGGGACCUGCUGCUGUCUGGGGGAGCCCUGUCACAGUGACUCAUGCUCUCUCCCCUGGACUGGGGCAGGGCUCUGAGGAAGAGGUGGAAGGUGAUCUGAAGACUGAUUCCCUUUGGGAACUGCUGGUGGGUUCCCCUGGGAACUACCUCCCAGAGUGGGGUUCUGCUGAAGGCAGCUUUACACCCUGGGCUUCCUCCCUGCCUUCUGAGUCCACACACCCCCUCUCAGGGCCCACGAAGAGGCCUACUGCUCCCUCUCAGCCUAGGAUGGGCACUGUGACCUGGGCCACGGCUCUGACAGCUACAGCACCUCCGACCAGCGCUCCCAGGCCACAUCAGAGUGAGCUUGAGCUGAAGUUUGAUGUGGCACUGAGAGCAGGGGCAGCUCCCACUCUCGCCCACCGGUCACUACCCCUGCUGCCCAGCCUGCGGGCCAGCCUAGCGGAGAUUGCUGGGCGCUUGGGACCUUUUGGGUUUUUUGGUACUACUCUGUCCCCUCUCCGGAACUUCUCAGGCCAGAGUUCCCCAGGCAUAACAGCACAUCCAAGCUCUGCUUCUGAAGUGUCGGAUUCUCCAGGGCUGUUUGGUACCACUUGGUCCCUACCCCCACCUCUCCCGGAAAGGAAGUUCUCAGGCCCAAGCCUGUUGGACUCAGUGGCCUCCCCAAGCUCUGCCUCAGUUGAGACGACACCAGUGCAACAUGACCCCACUGACUCUUCUGGUCUAGAUGAGCCCUCACCUGCCAGCUUCGGGAACCCUUCAGUACAGCCUGAAUGUGAGCCAGACUAUUGUAGUGAACCAGAGUUGCCCGAUGACUUGGGGCAGCCCCCUGCCUCCCCUCUGCCUCUCUUCUUCUUGACCCUGGAGGCCGACUGGGCAGAGGCCAAGGCCCGUUGGGGCCUGGCCUGGGAGGCCCAUGUUUAUGGGUCAGGAGCGCUCUUUGGCCUGGUGGCCCUGCUGGCUCUGUUGGCUUUGGCCCUCUUGCCCUGGCGUUGCCCGCCCGGCGCCCCCUGCCUGGCAUUGCUGGAUCUGCUGCUGCUUUCGGCGGGGACCACCAGAGCCUUCCCGCUCUUCUACGACGCUUACGGGCACCGUGACCGGCUGCCGACGCUUGCCUGGCUGCUGCUGCAGGACCUUCCGCUGCCCUGCCUAGCCGCUGGCCUGGGCCUGGCUUGCCUGCUCCUGGCCCGGCCACGCACGCCGAGGUGCCCCGCCGGCUUGGCGGCGUUGCUGCUGCUAGGGCUAGGGCUGUCAGCUGCGGCCGCCCUGGGGAGCGCCGUGCACCGCCCGCUGAGGCCGCUGAGGCUCGCCUCCCGCGGGCUGCAUGCCUUCCUCGCCACCUUCCUGUCCGGGCUCCUGCUGGCACUCUCUUGCUGGGGCGGCCGGCGGCGGCGGGCCGGAGCACCCCUGGGAGGGUCUGGCUUCAAAGGUGCUACGCCCGUCCCGCAAGUGCGCAGCCCCUUCGCCCCGCGGGAGUCUUGGAGGCGCGCAGCACGCACAGCCCCGGUGGCGGGUACAUUUGGGCUACUGAGCGGAGCCCUGCAGGGCUACGAGGUGCUUCAUGCCCUGGGAUACGGCAGCCAAGCCGGCUUGGAGGGGCCUUGGCCCUGGUGGGCUUUCCAGUUAGGUCUGCGUCUGGGCGAGGUGGGCGUCGCGCUCCCGUUAGCGCUGCUGGGGCUCUACCCCGCACUCUGCAGCCCGCGCGUGCCGCGGCGCUGCUGGGCCAAGCUCUUCCGCUUGUCUCCGGGACACGCUGCGCCGCUGCUGCCGGGAGGCUGGGUCCCUGGGACACGCGACAAGGAGCCCUUAGGGAGCGCGAUUGCGCGUGGGGACGCGGAGUUGCUGCAGCUAUGUGCCCUAGCGGGCCCAGGCCCCGACCUCCUACUCCAAGGUGGCGGCUGCCGGGGCUUCGAAGGUGCUGGGGCCAACCCAACGCAGUCACCAGCCUCCUCCCCUAGCAGCGAUUGUACCGUGGACUUCCGCCCGCCUUCGCCCAUCAACCUGCGGCGCAGCAUCGAGGAGGCUCUCUGCAGCGAGGCGCUGCUGGCUCCUGGUCUCUUUCAGGGGCCUGCCUUUGGAGAAGCCCUGCCUGGCCUCGGCCUCUACCGCACCAUCUCACUGGGGAACAAGACAGGAGCCGGACUCAGUAUGAGGUCGGAGAAGGUACCCGGAUCCCCAGCUCCUCCUGAGCUCCCCUCUUCCGGGGCUUGGCCUGCAGGUAGUAGCGCCUCAUCUGGCUCUCUGUGUGGACUCUCGCGGGAUAGCUCCUCCAUGCUUCUGUGUUCCAGCCCCGACCGGCCCUCGCGCUGUCCGCUAGUCUGUGUCCUCAGUCCCCCGCGGCCCUCAGGAAGCAGCCCCAGCCUCCCAGCCUCAGGAUCCUACCAGGCUCUAUCCCCACCUUCCCGCGACUCCCCUGAACAUGCUUCUGAGCUGCAGGCUGAGGAGGCAUUGCUGCGAGAGCAGUUCCUGGAUGCCUGCCGACAGAUUGACGAGCUGAGCGUGGGCAGCGACACCAUAGACCUGUGAUGAGGCGGCUAUCUCACAGCUAAGCCGUUUGCCCCUUUUCUGGCAUCUAAUCUGCCCAAGACCUGCACACUGUAAUAAUUCCCCACUUUUGCCUGGUUCAGAUACCACUCUCUGAUUGCUCCCCAUCCAGGGGCCUCUGGGUGGGUGGGUCGGCAGCCAGGCUCCGUGGAUUGGAAAUCAGUGCCAACUUCUUCAGAGUGGUGGGUGCUGAUGGCCCCAGCUGCAGUUUUACGCUGGCGAGGGGGAGGGGUCCCACUUUCCUUGGCCUUCACCAGCAAUAAAGCUCUAAGGUGCUCCACUCCUGACCACGCCCCACACACACCCCGAUGCCCAGUGAGACAGCUAUCCUCCGAAGACCUAACAUCCUAUCUGGGCUCCGUACUCACUCCUACCAACUCCUUUAUGGAACCAUUCCCCAAAGAUGGAUCUUUGGCCCAUCCAAAAGACUUUACAGCAGCUGGGUGGGAAAGGAGUGUUUUCAGGGUCAAUGUACCAAUAAAAUAUUUUCA